AUGGGCAAGAAGCGCGUCCUCAUCUCGUACGGCGUGGAUGUAGACGCAGUAUGCGGCUGGCUGGGUUCCUAUGGCGGCGAGGAUAGCAGCAACGACAUCAGCCGCGGGGUCUUUGCAGGCACUGUCGGUACCCAGCGUCUGCUGAAGAUGUUCAAGAAAUACGACAUCAAGACGACGUGGUUUAUUCCAGGCCACAGUCUCGAGACAUUUCCCGAAGACAUGGCUGCCGUGCGCGACGCAGGCCAUGAAAUCGGGCUGCACGGCUAUAGCCACGAAAACCCCACCGACAUGACUAUCGACCAGCAGAGAGACAUUCUCGACAAGACAUAUCGCAUGCUGACCGAAUUCGCGGGGAAGCCUCCGCGAGGCAGUGUGGCUCCUUGGUGGGAAACUAGCCGCGAGGGAGCAGAGCUACUCCUCUCUUACGGCAUCGAGUAUGACCACAGCAUGAGCCAUCACGACUGCCAGCCCUACUAUCUGCGGACUGGCGACCAGUGGACCAAGAUUGACUACAAGAAGACGGCCGAAGAAUGGAUGAAGCCGCUCGUUGCAGGUCAAGACACGGGUCUUGUUGAGAUUCCUGCUAAUUGGUAUCUUGAUGACUUGCCACCGCACAUGUUUAUCAAAAAGGCUGCAAACAGCCAUGGCUUUGUCAACGCACGCGACACGGAAGAUUUGUGGAGAGACCACUUUGACUAUUUCUACCGCGAGUACGACGAGUUUAUCUUCCCUAUCACCAUCCACCCCGAUGUAUCUGGCCGCCCCCAUUUGCUGCUGAUGCACGAGAGAUUGAUUGAGCAUUUCAAGAAGCAUGAAGGCGUCGAGUUUGUGACCAUGGAGCAAAUGGUAGAUGAGUUCAAGAAGAAGAAUGCUCCGCCCAAGGGAGCGCUGCUUCCAGCCGCGCCGGGACUAAUGUUGAAGAAGUAGAUUGCGAUACGUGAGGGC
Exserohilum turcica Et28A is the source of this 945-nucleotide messenger RNA. RefSeq lists its product as uncharacterized. Gene Ontology annotation, molecular function: hydrolase activity, acting on carbon-nitrogen (but not peptide) bonds. The transcript has 4 exons. NCBI's taxonomy places the organism in Eukaryota, Fungi, Ascomycota, Dothideomycetes, Pleosporales, Pleosporaceae. Gene Ontology annotation, biological process: carbohydrate metabolic process. The record is from RefSeq and is a predicted model, not a curated record. The coding region runs from base 1 to 927 and encodes 308 amino acids.